AUGAAUCAUGGACUGAGACGUGGUACGCAACAUUUAACGAGACAAUGUUGCAAACACCUCUUUUCGCAAACCCAAUCCAAACGCUACGUAUCGGACAUCGUGAAGAAAGAAUGGUCUACACCGUUGGCAAAAAUCCUCGCUGACGCGAUCCGAACAACCGGCCCAAUCUCCAUAGCAGCAUACAUGCGACAAGUCCUCACAAACCCCGACGCAGGCUACUACACUACACCAAGCAGUCAAAGCAAAACUGAAGUCUUUGGCAAAAAGGGAGAUUUUAUUACAUCGCCGGAAAUCACGCAAAUAUUCGGAGAGCUGGUGGGGAUAUGGGCGGUUACAGAAUGGAUGGCGCAGGGAAUGCCGAAGGAGGGUGUUGAGCUGAUUGAGGUUGGGCCGGGGAAGGGUACGUUGAUGGAUGAUAUUUUACGGACGGUUCAGAAUUUCAAGCAAUUCUCGAAAAGCAUUGAGAAUAUCUACCUCGUCGAAGCUAGUGCACCCUUGCGAGAGAUUCAGAAGAAUUUGCUUUGUGGGCCAGAUGCAGUUCUUGAAGAGAUUGAUAUCGGUUAUCGAGGUAUCAACAAGCAUACUGGGGCGCCUAUUGUGUGGGUGGAAGAUAUCCGGUUAUUGCCUUACAAUGACAAAAUGCCGUUCAUAUUUGCCCACGAAUUCUUUGAUGCACUUCCCAUACAUGCCUUUGAGUCUGUCCAGCCAAGCCCUGAAUCCGAAGAGCAACCGAAACAACAAAUCAUGACCCCGACAGGGCCUAUCACAUUGGAUUCUCCAACUCAGACUAACGCCAACAACAAACAACCUACAGGCCCGCAAUGGAGAGAAUUAAUGGUCGCAUUAAAUUCCAAAUCCGUCCUUGAAGACGUCAAGGAUGAACCAGAAUUCCAACUCUCUCGCGCCAAAAUAUCAACUCCAAACUCUUUACUCCUGGCCGAGAUUUCAGAACGAUACAGGGCACUCAAAUCUCAACCCGGUUCUGUCAUUGAAGUCAGUCCCGAGAGCAGGAUAUACGUCGCCGAUUUCGCGCGUCGAAUUGGAGGGUAUACACCGCCAGAACCAAGACCGCCAAAGAGGAAGCCAGGGGAAGUUGCCAAGCCUGUUACUCCUAUUGAUAACUCCGCAGCUUUGAAGAAGAAAGAGCGUCCUUCAGGAGCCGCUCUGAUUCUGGAUUACGGCACAUCCUCCACCAUCCCCGUGAACUCCCUGCGCGGCAUUCGACAACACAAGGCUAUCUCUCCGUUUGCGUAUCCAGGACAGGUCGACGUUAGCGCCGAUGUAGAUUUCAUCAGCCUCGCUGAAGCGGCCCUUGAAGCCAGUGAGGGUGUCGAAGUUCAUGGACCGGUUGACCAGGCCGAAUACCUACACUCACUCGGAAUUGCAGAGCGUGCGGAACAACUGCUCAAACAUAUGCCGGAAGAUAGUGAAAAGCACAAGACGCUUCAGACAGCUUGGAAGAGGUUGGUUGACAAGGGGCCUAACGGGAUGGGCAAGUUGUAUAAAGCUUUGGCUAUAGUCCCCGAAAACGGGGGAAGGAGACGGCCCGUUGGUUUUGGAGGUGGUGUUGUGGGUUGA
Talaromyces marneffei is the source of this 1578-nucleotide messenger RNA. RefSeq lists its product as uncharacterized. The transcript has 4 exons. Gene Ontology annotation, cellular component: mitochondrion. Gene Ontology annotation, biological process: mitochondrial respiratory chain complex I assembly. The coding region runs from base 1 to 1578 and encodes 525 amino acids. NCBI's taxonomy places the organism in Eukaryota, Fungi, Ascomycota, Eurotiomycetes, Eurotiales, Trichocomaceae. Gene Ontology annotation, molecular function: protein-arginine omega-N symmetric methyltransferase activity. The record is from RefSeq and is a predicted model, not a curated record.